Messenger RNA from Topomyia yanbarensis, 1400 nucleotides. RefSeq names its product plasma membrane ascorbate-dependent reductase CYBRD1. The record is from RefSeq and is a predicted model, not a curated record. Lineage: Eukaryota; Metazoa; Arthropoda; Insecta; Diptera; Culicidae. Gene Ontology annotation, molecular function: oxidoreductase activity. Bases 296 to 1039 code for a protein of 247 amino acids. The transcript is spliced from 5 exons.
GAAUUCUAUUAAUUUCUUUAAUAAGAAAUGUAAAACUAUUUUGCGUAAUGCGACCAUGCAAGAUCAAGCCACGCCACUAAAUCAUCAUCCUCAUCCAUUUACAUCCGCAUACGAUACCUAAUAACAAAGAUCUCACCCUUCUGAUUACAACCAGCCACAAAGCACAGGAUAUGUCGAUUUGAUGAAUUGAUAUGAAGAAUAUAGCUAUAAGCUAAAAAGAAUAACGGAAACCCGUCACCUUCCCAACACAUCCAAAACAAUUUGAUUGAUUCGAGCAGGGCCAUAAUCCAAUAAAAUGGACAAUAACGGACCUUCUGCAGGAUCAUACAACAACUUCCGUGUGCUCUACCUGAUUACGCAGAUGGUAGGAGCAACCGUUAUCGUUCUUGUCGGCUCGUGGAUCGGUGCGCAUCUCAAUGGCCUGGCCUGGACUUCUCGACCUUCGGUGCAAUUCAACUGGCAUCCCCUUCUGAUGACGAUGGGGAUGAUCUUCCUCUACGGAAAUUCCAUCCUUGUCUACCGGGGAUUCCGCUACGCUCGCAAGAAGCCUUUGAAGAUCACUCAUGCCGUGAUUCACGGAUUGGCAUUCAUUUUCACGGUGAUAGCGCUUGUGGCAGCCUUCGAUUCGCACAACUUGGCCCCCACUCCCAUUCCGAACAUGUACACACUGCACUCGUGGGUUGGGAUGGCGGCAGUAGUUCUAUUCGGACUUCAGUAUGUCUUUGGAUUUACCUCGUAUCUAUUUCCUGGAGUUCGCGACACACUUCGCGCCAGUUAUAUGCCAGUGCACGUGUUUUUCGGGGUGCUCGGUUUCGUGCUCGCUAUCGCUGCAUCGCUGUUGGGACUCUUGGAAAAGGCAAUCUUUUCGAUAAGCAACUACCGAGAACUGCCUGCCCAAGCUGUUCUGGUUAACAUGAUAGGGCUACUGCUGAUUAUCUACGGGGGCCUGGUUGUGUUUCUAGUGACAGAACCGAUGUAUAAACGAAAACCACUCCCUGAAGACGUUAUGCUAUUGACGCAUAGUGCGUCUUCGCAGUGAACUCAUUGUUACCCUCAACUAUCCCUAGUUUAACUUAUAUUUACUAAAGAUGGUGUCUAUUUUUUGCUUGAUGAUUGUACUUAUUUGUGCUUAAAGUAUUGCUAAUUGUUACCAAGAUAUUCUUCAUGACGAAUAGCUCAAAUAUUUGCCCAAUGAAUGCCGAUUGCUGCAGGUUGUUAGCAAGGAUAAAAAGUUUGGCAAAAAAUCACUGAAUAUUCAUAUAUGUGUAAAAAUACCAAUCAAAUAUGUGAUGUAAACUGAUACCAAAAAUCUAAUCAAUAAAAAGACCAAUGUGGAAGCGAAGAAAAUAAAUAUGUCUCGAAUUGAAGUUCGGGUAAUUCGACAAUAGCUUAAAUUUAGU